Messenger RNA from Patiria miniata (bat star), 2847 nucleotides. RefSeq names its product coiled-coil domain-containing protein 134-like (gene ccdc134). The record is from RefSeq and is a predicted model, not a curated record. The coding region runs from base 118 to 906 and encodes 262 amino acids. NCBI's taxonomy places the organism in Eukaryota, Metazoa, Echinodermata, Asteroidea, Valvatida, Asterinidae. The transcript is spliced from 6 exons.
CAUUUUUAUACGUGCAUUACGUGAUUUAUUUUAUUAGGCCUACCUGCUGUAACUUUACUAGGCUUCGAAAAUGAGACCAUCGGGCUAAUCUCUGAACGAUUUUUGUGAACUUCAGCAAUGGAUAUCUCUUUGAUUUUAGUUCCGUUCAUUGCUGUCAUCCUUCUUUCGUCACAAGUUGUGGUUUACGGUGAGAAAAGUGCCGCGAAACGGACAACGGGAAAUGGAAAAAUGACCGAGGAUGGUGUUGACGAUAGCGGGCGUUCAAGCGACAGGGAUGCGGGGCAGAGUGCGGGAGGCACGGCAGGCGCUGACGAGAGAGAUGGAGGGGAUGACGGAGGCAAAGACAGCAGCAGAGAAUUAGAAAUGUUCCAGAAGUUAUUCCUUCAGAAAAGAAGCCAGCAGCACAGUGCCAUUCAAGACAUCUUUGAGAAAUACAACUACGAGCAACAGUUUAAGCUGAUUGACUUGCUGUUGGACCGGAUGCAAGAGAUUUUAGCUGAAUCAAGAAAAAAGCUGUCAGACUCUAGGUUUAAGCCAGGAAUGCCAUUUCCAGUAGAUCAGGAAACAAAAGAAGGUCUUUCGCUGCUUCUAGAAAACCUGGCCUUUUUCGGUGACAUCACUCUGCGACUGCCAGACAUCACCCACAGCCUGUACAGCAAGAAGAAAGCACUGCGGGAAGUCGUCCGCUGGGCCGUCACGUACACAGAACAGACAGGGUUCUUUGACGACAAUCACAGGAAACUGAUGAACCUAAUGUCACAGGAACUCCGACUGAUCAAGAGAGAUGCUGACUAUGUUAAUCCUUUCAAAAGAGAAGAGGUUGCUCCUGAACCACCACCGCCGAAAAAGAAGAAAGAAAAGAAGCCGAAAAAGAAGGGACCUAGAAUAUCCAGGAGCGAACUCUGAACCCUGCGAGAAUUAAUCGGGUCUUUCGUAAACUCAGAUUUGAGAGCAAGUGUGUAAAAACAUUUCCAUUUUGAAUAAAAAGGUGUGUGAAUUCGAAACUCAAGUUGAAAUUGAAACUCAAAAGGUAUUAAGUCACUACUGUGAACACACUUUUUUUUUCCGACUCAAGAUUUAGGAUGUUCUGAAACCUGCAAAUGAAUAGAUUUGAUAUUUUCUGACUUUCUUCAUCAUCGUUUGGACAUGAAAUAGUUUGUAAGAAAAGAAGUUACAUAGCCAACAAAAUGAAGCAGUAAUGUUUGGUUUUCUCAAAAGGAAAGUCAAUUCCAAACUGCCUUCAAGAUUUUAUGACUGCAACAAGGAAAAUUUGAUAGUGAUAGAUUGAUAACAUGCUCUGCUGACCUAGUAAAAUAUGGGUGUAGUGACCAUCGAUUCUAUUUUUUGUUGGCUGACUUUUUUUAGAGUGUGCGAUCUUAGCUUUCUUGUGGAUAUGGCAGGUAUCCCCCAAAAAUGCACCUGAUAUGAUAAUGUGUAAUCUAAAAGUUUUUUCUUAGUACAGCGCAGGAAUUUAUAGAGGACGUACAACUCACGUUUUUUUUAGGAAACCAAGGAAAACAUCUAAUUGAGGCUAACUGCCAAAGACGUAUGACAUUUUAUUAAGUUUUUUCUAGUUGCCGGUUAGUAACUUUUGAAAUUUAACUGUUAAAGGACCAAAGAGCAUGGAUUGUUCAACUUUUGUAUUGCAAGUGCUGCAAAAGAAAACCAAAGUCUUCCUGUGACUGAAAUGUUUUCAUUCUUCUGUUUAGAUUAUUACAAUAUUCACUUUUUAAAAUAAAAUCAAGCUUGAACACAUCCAUGUACAAUGGGCUCCGUGCGCCAACAAAAGAGGGCGCGUUUUUACCAUUUUUGAGCGCCCUUUGGACGGGACACACAGCGUGUGUGCAUGUACUGUACCUGUUCGCGCACGAAGUACAGACAGGACUUUCUAAAUGUGUCAAAGCUAUUAGCCACAGCGUCUUCGUGUGAGCGUCAGGCGUGCGAAUACCGGCGUUCGAAUUUAACUUGCAAUGGUCUCCCAGACUAAUCCCCGCCCCCAAUAACUUUGGAUCAUUCGAAAUACGCAGUGGAUGGAUCGGGAACCAGUCUAGGUCUCCCCCAACUCUCCUUUUCUGGCCGUUGAAGGAGUACUUGUGCACGGAGCCCAUAGCAUAAGACAAGACAAAAAGACAACAAAAGUGCUUAUUAUUAAAUUCUGUAAAAGAAGUUUAUUGGUUAUAUUUGUGCUCUAUAUUGUUAUGUAGCUGUUUAGAAAGUUAUAGUUAGAAGUAGUUUUGCGUUCCAAUGUUUCAAAUGGUUUUUGUGAUUGUAAAGUACAUUGUACCUCUGUAGAUAUCAAACUCAUAGUGUUCAUGACUUGGACAUCGAGUAUGAUGAUCGUAAGUGCAGUCUUCAAAAUUCCGGUGUCAACUCCGCGUAGAAUUGUUUUGCUGAAAUUUACUUUUUUCGCUGCAGCUGCAAGUUGUGAAGUACACAAAAAAGAAUGCCAUUAAAAGACUACCGUCUUUCUGAACUUGCUUAUUGAUACAUUUUCAUCUGAAAAAGGCAUAGAGAAUCUAUUUUGACUUUUUUUCCUCUUUAACUCAUAGAUGCCAUUCUUUUGUACACAUUAUGGCUUACAGAGUAAUUGUUUAUAUAUUGAAGAAUUCUCUACAAUACAAAGUUUUAUACUCGAGCAGCUGAAGGUAAUACAUUUUCAAACGAGUUGAGAGGAUUUAGCUUCGUUUUUUUAAUACCUUAACAGUAACUAAACCACCCCAAAUAAAAAAAAUGUCUAUGAUAUCAAUAUUUUCUUUCUUCUGUUCUUUACAGCCCUCCGAAGUACAGUAAGAAUUUUUAUGUGAAUUUUGUUUCUUAAAUAAAUAAAAGUUCUUUGUACCACACAAA